CGAGUGUAAGAUUAAUCCUCAACUUAUAAACUCUUGUUCAGGUGUCAUUCUUUAUACGUGCAUUUGUGUUUUUUCUCUAUACUAUUUCUUAUUACAACAACAAAAAAUUAUCAAGAUAAAUUAUGGAGGAACAACACAGUAGAGAUUCAUCAUCAAUGUGCAAAGUAUGCGGUGAUAAAGCUUCGGGAAAACAUUAUGGUGUGCCAAGUUGUGAUGGAUGUCGUGGAUUUUUUAAAAGAUCAAUUAGGAGGUAUGCCAGAAAUUUGGAUUAUGUUUGUAAAGAAAAUGGACAAUGCAUAGUUGAUGUAUCAAGGCGUAAUCAAUGCCAAGCUUGUAGAUUUGCAAAAUGUCUUGAAGUCAAUAUGAAGCGUGAUGCGGUACAACACGAAAGAGCGCCGAGAAGUACUUCGUCAUUGGUUGGUGCUGCAAGACGAGGACCCUCAACAAUUUAUCCAAGUAUAUCACAUGUCUACCACACAACUGGAAAUCCUUAUCCUCUCAUGUAUCCGGCGCUCUUUCCAUUCAAGCCGAGUUUACCGGCUUUUAACACGGGAAUCGGACAUUUUAUGCCAAGACCAACACCGACGGAAUCACUGGCACCGAGUACUCCCAAAGACGAUGAAGUGACAAGUUCAGAAGAAGCAAGUGUUGCUAUUCGACAAAUUGAACAAAAAGAUGCGAUCGGAGGAAGAUUACCAACAACAAUUAUGACACCACCAUUGCCAGAUUAUGGAACAACAAGUCAAUCAAUUUUACCAACAGAAAAUAUAUAUGAAUCAGCAGCAAGAUUAUUAUUUGCUGCUGUACAAUGGGCACGUGGAAUACCUUCAUUUUUCGAGCUAUCAACAAGAGACCAGUCAUUACUAUUGGAAGAAUCUUGGAGUGAAUUAUUUGUACUAACAGCAGCCCAAUGGGGAUUUUCAAUAAAUGAAUCAAUUUUUUCAUCAAUGAUACUUCCACCAGAUAGAAAAGAUAUACUUGCUGAAGAAUUGAGAAGAUUACGUGAUUUAUUAACACGUUUUGCAAUACUUCGUGUUAAUGAUUUAGAGUAUCCAUACUUGAAGGCAAUUGUUCUCUUCAAAGGAGAAUGUCGAGGUCUCUGUGACACCGGCAGAGUAUCAGCCCUUCAGGAACAAACAGUAACACUGUUGAGUGAAAGAGGUGCUGCUCGUGUUGGUAGACUUUUACUACUUUUACCCCCAGCACGUGCACUUUGUCGUACAACACUUCAAGAGCUUUUAUUUAAACCAACAGUCGGCGAUGUCAGUAUUGAAAGAUUACUGAAUGACAUGAUACGAGCAACAAGACCCAUUUAG
Molecule: messenger RNA, 1316 nt
Organism: Aphidius gifuensis
Lineage: Eukaryota; Metazoa; Arthropoda; Insecta; Hymenoptera; Braconidae
Product: protein dissatisfaction-like
Exons: 8
Coding region: 123-1316 (397 amino acids)
Biological process (GO): cell differentiation; regulation of transcription by RNA polymerase II; anatomical structure development
Molecular function (GO): RNA polymerase II cis-regulatory region sequence-specific DNA binding; zinc ion binding; nuclear receptor activity
Source: RefSeq, a predicted model, not a curated record